Ciona intestinalis (vase tunicate) is the source of this 2447-nucleotide messenger RNA. The record is from RefSeq and is a predicted model, not a curated record. Lineage: Eukaryota; Metazoa; Chordata; Ascidiacea; Phlebobranchia; Cionidae.
AGUGUAUAGCCUAUUAUAGCCCAAAUUAAAAUAAUCUGAUUUUUAAAAAUGAAGAUGUUAAGCUGUUGGAUGAUUUUAGCUCUUGGAAAUCUACUUUUACAGUUUUCAGGUGUACAUAGUCAAGACAACGUUAAUCUUCCUCCUGAAUCUGAGGCUGAUCCAUGCCCUCAUCUACACUCCGCUGAUCCUAAAGUGCGAACGCUAACAUUGCUGCAUGCACAUAAAAAUGAUGUAGAUGGGAGACUCUGUUGCCUUUGCCCAAGGGGAACGUUUUAUGCAGGAAUCUGUAACGUGACAAUACCUCAGUCCGAUACACAGUUUCAUACAACAGAGUGUACACCAUGUCCUGAAGGAACGUACAUGGAAGAUGAGUUACAUAAGAACAAGGCUUGUUCUUUACCUACAAUAACUGAAAGGGAUUGUGGAGAGAAUAUGCAGUUCAUCCCUUCAAUGGCAGAACAUGCACCUCGGUGCGAUUGUUUGGACGGCUAUUUCAAGUUAGAUGAAAACUGUGUUCCGUAUACGCCGUGUGAACAUAAUCAUGAAGUUCACCAGUUCGGAUCACCAGAUUUUGACCAGAAAUGCCGCCUAUGUAGACCGGGUUAUAAAUCCGAAGGUGGUUCUUCACGCUGUACAAUUAUCAGAAAGCCACCUGAAACCACACCUUUAGAACAACCUUCAAUGACAACACCAGUAAGAAUGUCUACAGUUAUAGAAGAAAAACCACAGGAUUUAGUUCCUGGUAAUAAUUUUAAAACACAAGGUGAAGCUGGCACAUCUGAUUUGGUAGUUCGUGUGGGUAUUGGGAUCUCUGUGGGGAUUUUUUUACUUCUUGCUCUUCUGUGUUUCUGUCUUUUUCGAACACAUAAGAAAAAAGAAAAGCUUUCUUUGAAAGAUUCAAACACUUCUGGAGGUUCAUCGGAGUCUUCACCUACCAGUUCAGACAGUCGUUUGAACCAAGUUAUUGUAGCUAAUGAAAAACCUGGUGGUAAAGCUGUCAGUGAUGAGAAAAGGAUUUCAAUACCAAAGCAUAAAAAAGAAAGUGACAGCCAGGAGGAAGCUGUACCACUAAUUGAUCAAAAGCUGCAAAAGCCUAGUUUGGAACACUCUAAAAAAUCAGUAAGUACGAGAGAUGUGCCGCCUGUUCAAUUCCGCUCAAGCGAACAAGGUCUGUUUAAGCGAAGAAGGUUGGCUUCUGAGAACAAAGCUUACGAUAAUGAGGAAGGACGUUUAGUGUCUGAGUAUAUUCAAGAAGAAGUAAUUAACAAAAUUGAAGCUCAACCAAUAGUUGGUACGACAGUUGAAGUUCAGGGGGCAGCCCAUGGGGCGUCCCACAGCCCAUCUCGCAUUGAAAGCCCCAGACAAGGUAGUGCAACAGCUGCGCAGUUAGACCUACAAAAAAAACAAAAAAAAUUGGAACAUAUGGAUAGGUUCCUCAAAGCUGAAAGUUCAAUGCUUAGAGGCCAUUGGAAACGAUUUGGUGACUUGUGCGGUUUGAGUCAAUCUGUUAUAGAAGAAGCUGAGCGUGGAGUUUCAAUAGAGGAAUUCCAGUAUAAUCUCAUUUGCAAGCUGAGACAAACAAAGGGAUCUGACUUCAAUGAAGCGUACAUCAUUAACAGGCUCGAAGCAGCCGAUCUAAUAGCUGUUCGUGAGAAUUUUCAAGCUCACAUGAGAAAUUAUUCUCAAGGUAUUUCAUCUUGCCCAGUCGAGGUAGAAGGAGAUGACAAUCCGUAAUUAUGAUGUCAUGGGACCGUCUUAGGCACUUGAAAGCAGCCACGUACAAUCACCUUAUUGGAAAACAAAUUGAAAAAAAUUACUAAGUUGUUUACGUUGUUUAUCCAAACAUGAUGAUUUUGGAACACUUUUAUGAAAAUUUUAGUAAUCCUUUUUUGAUACAUUUCCCGUUUUAUCGACUUUCUGUCAAUUAUUUGGCUUGUUGAAUUUUCCUGCUUUCUUGGUUUAAGACUUUAAGCUUCGUUGAAGUGAAAAUUGUUCGUCAGUUUGUAGUAAAGGCGAGGUUCAUUGCGUCGGGUGGUUAUGACCCUUUACUUUUUAUUGCCUCUGCCAUUCUUCAUGCGUUCUGUGAAGCUCGCCCAUUGUGGUGAUGAGAUAAUACAUUCUUAACUGAAUUCCAAGACUUUCUAAGCAAAACAUGCUUUAUGUAACAUUACUCCUCUGUAAUGUAACAUUACUCCUCUGUAAAUAGUGUAUCAUACAUUGUCCUGUCCUUUUAUAUUUUUUCUAUUUAAAAAAAUUUUUUUUUUGUGUGCUUUUAUAAAAACUAUGCACUUCAGUGCGAUUGGUGACAUAAUUCAUUAACCAUAUCUUUUUAUCAAUCUUAAAGAAAAAUAUUAGUUGUUAAAAACAAGAUAAAAUUCUGUAUAUUUACAAUGCAAUUGAAUAUUGAUUGGUUGAUAUAUUUUUGAAGUAAUGAAUUGUGCCAACUA